Molecule: messenger RNA, 1038 nt
Organism: Penicillium manginii
Lineage: Eukaryota; Fungi; Ascomycota; Eurotiomycetes; Eurotiales; Aspergillaceae
Exons: 1
Coding region: 1-1038 (345 amino acids)
Source: RefSeq, a predicted model, not a curated record
AUGGAUCGACUUGGCGUCCUUGACAUCAAUGAUGGAACACAAAAGCCUCCGAAUAGGCGGCAUACGAACCAAGCCGGCCUCGGUGAAAAGCCUCGGCCUCGCCCCAAGAAGAAAAAAAGGUCCAUCUGCUGCUUUGAGAUCGUGGAUGAAGAAAGCGACGAGGAUUCCAAACCAUCAAUCCCAGUACAGAAACCCACCUUAUCUCGCCCGCCUCAAAAUUCUCACCAAGGGCGUCCUCAGCAUGGGCAAAUUCCAUCAUCUGGUCAGCAAAAACCAUCUCGGCCUUCUGCACCAACUCCUAGAAAGUCUUCGCAGGCCGGAUCUCCCUCAUCAUGGAUUCCUUCCAAUUUGGACCCUCAAACGACCUCGAUUCUUCUCACAGAGCUAGCUAAACCUAUCUCCGAUGCCGACGAGGAAGGCUACAUCUACAUGUUUUGGGUCACCCCUCCGAAAAGUACUCCACGAGGAAGCGAUCCAAGCGGACCAGCACAGCCUCCUGUUCCAAGGGAUAUCGCAUCGUCGCUACUGCCCCAAUCCCACCACAAGGACGAUACUCUCCGACCCCCAGCACAGCCACGCAGUGUUAGUGAUGCAAUCCGCGCAGCACGAGAUCUCAAUGCAUUAACCAAAAACCCGACAUCCACCUCACCUGGCACACUGCGACUGAAAAUUGGCAGGGCGAAUAACGUCCACCGAAGACUGGUGGAGUGGACACGCCAAUGCUCCCACGAUUUGACGCUCAUCCGCUACUACCCAUAUACCCCGUCUUCGUCUACGAGCUCUUCGCCAGCUAGAGUACCGCCAUCUCGGACUCCCGCGGCCGCUUUGGUGCCCGGAGGAAAGGUCCCGCAUGUCCAUCGCGUGGAAAGGCUUAUUCAUCUUGAAUUGGCAAAUCUUCGAGUUCGUGAUCUUGGGCAGUGCACGGAGUGUGGUAAGGAGCACCGCGAGUGGUUUGAGGUUGAAGCACAGAAGGAUGCAUUGCGAAAGGUAGAUGAAUGUAUUCGGCGUUGGAUUUCAUGGGGAGAAUCGAUGAAAUAA